Messenger RNA from Photinus pyralis (common eastern firefly), 851 nucleotides. RefSeq names its product follistatin-related protein 5-like. The record is from RefSeq and is a predicted model, not a curated record. The transcript is spliced from 6 exons. Lineage: Eukaryota; Metazoa; Arthropoda; Insecta; Coleoptera; Lampyridae. Bases 186 to 851 code for a protein of 221 amino acids. Gene Ontology annotation, molecular function: protein binding. Gene Ontology annotation, biological process: cell differentiation; multicellular organism development; regulation of BMP signaling pathway.
AAUACCACUUGAGGAAAAAGACGGCAGCGAGUGUACUUACGAUCCUUUUACUUUUUGCGAUCCAACACCACGUUCGUAGCAGUCACAUUAAGAGAUCGAGGCACCACAGAGAUUCCCUUUCGAUUUCGUCUUCAACAACACAUAUCACCCUAUUAGAGACAAGCCCAUGCUUAGUGCACUACUGUAUGAAAGGACACGAAUGCACACUCACAGAGGACGGUGAAGCGAAAUGUGUAUGCCAAAGACAGUGCAAUGUGCAUCAUAAAUUGGUGUGUGGUUCUGAUGGACACAUCUAUCCAAAUCACUGCGAGCUGCACAGAGCAGCCUGCCUUACUAACACCGCUAUCAGCAUAGAGCGCGGGGUGCACUGUGUUAAACACGGGAAAGGGUGGGCCCCAACACUGGAGCAUACGAACCUAUAUUUUAAUCAGUUAGCAACAACAACACCCACAAACUUAGCUCUAGAAGACGACAACACCACAAUUGAACCUUCGCGACCCACAGAAGAUAACUUAAUUACCUCUAAUGCGGAAGAAACAACAAUCUCAUCAACUGUCUCGACGAACACUUUUUCAAAUUUAGACGCGGAAAUCGAUAACGAAAUUAACGUCGAUAUCGAAGAGAGCAAGAGGGGCUGCUCCAUGCAGGAGUACGAGAUAAUGAAAGAUAAUCUGUUGCUUUAUAAUCACGCCCGCCUCAUGUCUCAGGAUAAUCACAGUAAAGAUUAUCUAGUUUCGAUAAUGUUCUCGCACUACGAUCAAAAUAACAAUGGCAAUUUGGAAAUAUCGGAAUUAAAAACGGUAAGUAAGAUUAAAAUGGGUUCGCUAAUGGGCUGUGGGAAAAAAUUUUAA